Messenger RNA from Dryobates pubescens (Downy woodpecker), 4632 nucleotides. It is a transcript of the gene LARGE1, whose product is annotated as LARGE xylosyl- and glucuronyltransferase 1. Gene Ontology annotation, biological process: protein O-linked glycosylation via mannose. Lineage: Eukaryota; Metazoa; Chordata; Aves; Piciformes; Picidae. The transcript is spliced from 16 exons. Gene Ontology annotation, molecular function: xylosyltransferase activity; glucuronosyltransferase activity. The record is from RefSeq and is a predicted model, not a curated record. Bases 887 to 3157 code for a protein of 756 amino acids.
CUCAGACUCGGAGGCGGCUGCCCGGCAUCGGCACGAAGCGAGUCCAGGCGGAGCGCGGCACCCAGCGGCCGCUGAGGCCGGGCCGGCAGCAGUAGCAACCGCCGUAGCAGUGCCGGAGGGAGCUUCUCCUGGCUCGGCUCCACUGUGCCGGUGACCUUCCCGGGGCUGCUCACUGCCCGCCAGGCCGGGGCAGGGCAGGGCCUCCUCUCCCCGCGGAGAGUGUACACCAGGCCCUGGGGAGAGGACAGGAGGCCGGGCCGGAAUCCCCUGUCGCCCCCGGGUCCUUCUGGCCGCCGGCGGGGCCUGUGCGCGGCGUAGCUCGCCGCCGGAGAGAGGGACAGGGGAAAGCGAACGGGACGGACGGAGCCGGGCUGCACCUCAGGACAGCGCGAAGCAGGGACCAGGCAGGCCCCGGAGAGAGAGCUGGGCGGAGGGGGAAGCAGCCACCUCAGCGGCGCAUCCCAGGAAGAGUGGGGACCUCCCCGCCGCCCUCCUUUUCCUCCUCCUCCGGCCAUCAGCAGCUCCUCGUCCCGCGCAGAGUGGAAUCGCCCGUGCCGCCCCGACUGGGACCUGCCGACUGACACCUCCGGAGCGCCGGGCUGCGGGGACAGAGCUGGAACUGCCCGCCUGGAGCGAAGGAGGGGGAACAUUCUCUUGCCUGCGCGGACUGGCGGACGCUGAGCGCCCGUCCCGGCGGCCCGGGAGCCACCCGGGGAAGGUGUCCUGUGACGGCCCUUGAUCAGCAAGGCUGCAAGUCAUGUAGAAGCCACAGUAACUGCAGAGUCUCUGAUGGAUAAUUGGAUUGGGAGUAAUAUGUGGGAGGCUGUGGACUACUUGCUUCCAACAUAGGAACAGCACUGGGUUGGGAAUCUGCACUCCUGAGAGAAUGCUGGGAAUCUGCAGAGGGCGACGGAAAUUCCUGGCUGCCUCUCUGACUGCUCUUUUUGUGCCAGCUGUUACAUGGAUUUAUCUGUUUGCUGGGAGUUUUGAAGAUGGGAAGCCAGUGUCGCUGUCUCCACUUGAAUCCCAGCCCCACAGUCCUCGGUACACGGCGUCGAGCCAGCGGGAGCGUGAGAGCUUGGAAGUCCGCAUGCGAGAGGUGGAGGAGGAGAACCGUGUGCUUCGCAAGCAGCUCAGCCUGGCACAGAGUCGCAGCCCCUCGCACCACCACGGCAAUCACUCCAAAACCUACUCCAUGGAAGAAGGAACAGGCGACAGCGAGAGCCUGCGGGCUGGCAUUGUGGCAGGGAACAGCUCUGAGUGUGGGCAGCAACCAGCAGUGGAAAAAUGUGAGACCAUCCAUGUUGCCAUUGUUUGUGCAGGGUACAAUGCCAGUCGGGAUGUUGUCACACUUGUCAAGUCUGUCUUAUUUCACAGACGAAACCCACUCCACUUCCACCUCAUCGCAGAUUCAAUUGCCAAACAGAUCCUGGCGACUCUGUUCCAGACUUGGAUGGUCCCCGCUGUGCGCAUAGACUUCUAUGACGCGGAUGAGCUCAAGUCGGAAGUGUCUUGGAUCCCCAACAAACACUACUCUGGGAUUUAUGGGCUGAUGAAGUUGGUUCUGACUAAGACGCUACCUUCCAAUCUUGAGCGAGUCAUUGUCCUCGACACAGACAUAACGUUUGCCACUGACAUUGCUGAGCUAUGGGCCGUCUUUCACAAGUUCAAAGGGCAGCAGGUUCUUGGCUUGGUGGAGAACCAGAGUGAUUGGUAUUUGGGCAACCUUUGGAAGAAUCAUCGUCCUUGGCCAGCACUUGGGAGGGGCUAUAACACAGGGGUUAUCUUGCUGCUUCUUGAUAAGUUAAGGAAGAUGAAAUGGGAGCAGAUGUGGAGACUCACAGCAGAGCGGGAGUUAAUGAGCAUGUUAUCCACUUCACUGGCUGACCAGGAUAUCUUCAAUGCAGUCAUCAAACAAAAUCCAUUCCUUGUCUACCAGCUCCCAUGUUUCUGGAAUGUGCAGCUGUCUGAUCACACUCGUUCGGAGCAGUGCUACAGAGAUGUGUCUGACCUGAAGGUGAUUCACUGGAACUCACCAAAGAAGCUGCGAGUGAAAAACAAGCACGUGGAGUUUUUCCGCAACCUCUACCUGACAUUCCUGGAAUAUGAUGGGAAUUUACUGAGACGGGAACUCUUUGGCUGCCCCAGUGAGACAGAUGUUAACAGUGAGAAUCUCCAGAAACAGCUGUCUGAGCUGGAUGAGGAUGACUUAUGCUAUGAAUUUCGUCGAGAACGUUUCACCGUCCAUCGCACUCAUUUGUAUUUCCUACAUUAUGAAUAUGAGCCUGCUUCAGACAAUACUGAUGUAACACUAGUGGCUCAACUUUCAAUGGACAGGCUCCAGAUGCUUGAGGCCAUCUGCAAACACUGGGAAGGUCCAAUCAGCUUGGCUCUCUAUCUUUCUGAUGCGGAAGCCCAGCAAUUUCUGCGCUACGCCCAGGGCUCCGAAGUACUUAUGAGCCGCCACAACGUGGGCUACCAUAUCGUGUACAAGGAGGGCCAGUUCUAUCCUGUGAACCUGCUGAGGAAUGUGGCCAUGAAGCACAUCAGCACACCAUACAUGUUUCUGUCCGACAUUGACUUCUUACCCAUGUAUGGACUUUACGAGUACCUCAGGAAGUCUGUCAUCCAGCUCGACCUGGCUAACACCAAGAAAGCUCUGAUUGUACCUGCUUUUGAGACCCUCCGCUACCGCCUCUCCUUCCCCAAGUCAAAAGCAGAGCUGCUAUCUAUGCUGGACAUGGGAACCCUCUUCACAUUCAGGUACCACGUCUGGACGAAAGGGCACGCGCCAACAAACUUUGCCAAGUGGCGCACAGCCACCACUCCCUACCGCGUUGAGUGGGAAGCAGACUUUGAGCCAUACGUUGUUGUGAGGAAGGACUGCCCGGAGUAUGACAGGCGGUUUGUUGGAUUUGGCUGGAACAAAGUAGCUCACAUCAUGGAACUGGAUGCACAGGAGUACGAGUUCACGGUGCUGCCCAACGCCUACAUGAUCCACAUGCCGCACGCCCCCAGCUUUGACAUCACCAAGUUCCGCUCCAACAAGCAAUACCGCAUCUGUCUCAAGACCCUGAAGGAGGAGUUCCAGCAGGAUAUGUCACGCCACUAUGGCUUUGCAGCCCUCAAAUAUCUCACGGCAGAGAACAACAGCUAGCACAGCAGAGCCUCUGUGUGGGAAACAGGGACGCCGGAGGGAGGAGUCGCUCAGUGUUUGGGGCCACGUCUUCAAACUUCGAACUGAGAAAUACUUUCUGUUUUUAUAUCACACUCAGCAGUUCUAACAGUAGAAAUUCGAAGUGACAUGUCUUCAGACUGUGCUCAUUUGUCCCUUCCCCAACUACUCCAGGCCUUUCAGCUUUAGCGUUUGCGAGGUGUCAGCGAGAGGGGCUGGCCAUGCACCCACCGUGCCACCAGAGGUGGGAACUGGGCAGGGGCUGGAAAUGCACUCUGCUGUCUUAAAUGCAGAGCAAAGACAGACCUUUGCAGUGUAGGAUUUCAUGUUGCUAUUUAAUAAUUUGACAUGCUUUUUAUCUGUAAAGGAAGAUCUUCGGGUCGCUGUCCUGUGAAUUUCAAAUCUGCACUACUCUAAAAGGGAACUUUGCCCUGUGAACUUUCACAGGGGCCCUGUUAACAUGGAUGACCUUGUUAAUGCAGGAUGAGCCAAAGGUCUGAAUCAGCCUUGAAAAUGAAGGGGACGCUUAUCCAAUACUACACUUCAGAGAAGUUGUUUCACUGGUUUAGGUGUAUACAUGAUAUUGGUUGGUCUUUUAUUCUCAAAUUAGUUGUUUUAUCAGGAAAAUCCCCUAUACCCCACCCUGCCUUUUCCCCAGUUCUAAAUGCUGCUCCUUUCCUUGCUAAGGAAAUGUCUCCCUUGUGUUUCUUUCCCAUCUUCAGUUCUGGUGGUCCAGUAAAGAAGAUCAGUAGCUCUGCCAGAAAGUGAACAAAACUUGUCAGUGUAAGGUCUGUUUUCACCAGAGCAACUUGUUUGUGUGUGUGUCUCAUAAAAUAAAGGGCCUGGCUGUAACUCUGUCUUUUUUAGGCAAGAGUUGGAUUCUGCCUGUAAGGCACUGUGUGGGGGAUAUCAAUUUGUAGGCUCUUUUCUUAGUCCAUGCCCAUCCAUGGAGGCACUGGGCCUUGGGCUUUACGAGGACUUCUUUGCUGAACAGGGAAUAUAAACUCAUCAACUAGUAGCCUUGGUGCUCUCCUGCUGCCUGCUGCAAGGUCUCAGAACUACUUCGUUAAAGGAGUUUAUAAUUAAAAGGAGCAAAACUGUCAGGAAUAAACUCCCCAUUCGAGGGGGAGAAAAGAAUGUGUUGGGAAUCUGAGUGUGAGUGUUUGCUUGAAUGUGGGCUGCUCACGUUCACAACUUCGGUACACACAGGAGUAUGCUGGAGGGCGAACAGGAAACUUAACAAGCAAAAUGCAGAAUACAAGACACUGGACUUUUUACCAUUUUCUUUAUUCUUCAGUAUUAAUGUUGUGUUUACAUGGGAUGAAGAGGUGAGGUUUAAUGCACUAUCCCCUUGCAGGGCUAUUUGUAAUUUCUGUUGCAGUGUUAAUAGAGAAAGCAGAAACAAUUCAGUGAGAAAUGCAUCUGUCUCCCUGCCCCCAGAUCCCCACGUGUACCAC